This is a messenger RNA of Gracilinanus agilis (Agile Gracile Mouse Opossum), 1957 nucleotides long. RefSeq names its product mannosidase alpha class 1A member 2 (gene MAN1A2). The coding region runs from base 458 to 1942 and encodes 494 amino acids. Gene Ontology annotation, biological process: carbohydrate metabolic process; N-glycan processing. Gene Ontology annotation, molecular function: mannosyl-oligosaccharide 1,2-alpha-mannosidase activity; calcium ion binding. Lineage: Eukaryota; Metazoa; Chordata; Mammalia; Didelphimorphia; Didelphidae. The transcript has 13 exons. Gene Ontology annotation, cellular component: Golgi membrane; extracellular exosome; endoplasmic reticulum. The record is from RefSeq and is a predicted model, not a curated record.
GAUUAGGGUUAUAUUCUUUAUAUAGACCAUAAUGUUAAAAUGGUUUGCUAUGUUUGCAUUACUGCCUCUCUCUACUUGUCCUAAACUGAGGAAGUGAAAGCAAUUGAGGAAUGCCCCUUUAUAUUUUGCUUUAUUAGGGAGAUUGAAGGGUUUUAAGAAAGGAUGAAAGAAAAAGAAUUUGAAUAUUGGAAGGAAUCAAAAUCAGAGCCAAAAGCUUGACAAGUUAAAAAGAAUGAAAUAGACAAGAAGAGGGGAAAAUGUACUUUUCCCCAUUGGAGCUAUAUGAUAUGAGAAUCUGUUUCCCCAAAAAAGAAAAGGGGAAGAAGAGGAACGUCUGAGAAAUAAAAUUCGUGCUGAUCAUGAGCGAGCUCUAGAAGAGGCAAAAGAGAAACUAAAGAAGUCUAGAGAGACGAUACAAGCAGAGAUUGAAACAGAAAAAAAUAAGGUAGCCCAGGAGAUGAAGAAGAAAGAAACCAAGCCACUGCCACCAGUCCCUUUACCAAAUCUCAUAGGAAUAAAUGGUGGAGAACCAGAUGAUGAAGACACCAGAGAAAAGAGGGAAAAAAUUAAAGAGAUGAUGAAACAUGCCUGGAGUAAUUAUAGGAAAUAUGGCUGGGGACAUAAUGAACUCAAACCCAUUGCUAUGAAAGGACAUUCCACAAAUAUAUUUGGAAGUUCAAAAAUGGGUGCUACUAUAGUAGAUGCUUUGGAUACUCUUUAUAUCAUGGGACUCCGUGACGAAUUCAAAGAAGGACAAGAGUGGAUUGAUCACAAUCUUGAUUUCACUGUGAAUUCAGAGGUCUCUGUAUUUGAGGUUAAUAUUCGUUUCAUUGGAGGACUUCUUGCAGCUUAUUACCUUUCAGGACAGGAGGUAUUCAAGAACAAAGCAGUGCAGUUGGCAGGGAAACUCCUUCCUGCCUUUAACACACCUACUGGGAUUCCCUGGGCAAUGGUGAAUCUGAAAAGUGGAAUUGGACGAAACUGGGGUUGGGCCUCUGCAGGUAGCAGCAUUCUGGCUGAAUUUGGUACCCUGCAUAUGGAAUUCGUCCACCUCAGUUAUUUGACGGGAGACCCAGUCUACUACCAAAAGGUCAUGCACAUUCGGAAACUCCUUCAGAAAAUGGAUAGACCUGAUGGGCUUUAUCCAAACUAUUUGAACCCCAAAACAGGCCGAUGGGGUCAGCAUCACACAUCAGUUGGUGGACUUGGGGACAGUUUUUAUGAGUACUUACUGAAAGCAUGGUUGAUGUCAGAUAAAACAGACAUUGAAGCAAGGAAGAUGUAUGACGAUGCUAUUGAGGCCAUAGAAAAGCAUCUUAUUAGAACAUCCAAUGGAGGCCUCACUUUUAUUGGAGAAUGGAAGAAUGGACAUUUGGAAAGGAAGAUGGGUCAUUUGACCUGCUUUGCUGGAGGAAUGUUUGCAUUGGGAGCAGAUGGUUCCAGGAAGGAUAAAGCUGGACAUUAUUUACAACUUGGAGCUGAAAUUGCACAUACAUGUCAUGAGUCAUAUGACAGAACGGUGUUAAAACUGGGUCCUGAAGCAUUCAAAUUUGAUGGUGGUGCAGAGGCCGUAGCGGUACGGCAGAAUGAAAAGUAUUACAUCCUUCGCCCAGAAGUAAUUGAAACUUACUGGUACAUGUGGAGAUUCACUCAUGACCCCAAAUACAGGCAAUGGGGCUGGGAGGCAACAGAGGCUAUUGAAAAGUAUUGUCGAGUCAGAGGCGGAUUUUCUGGGAUCAAAGAUGUAUAUUCUUCUGCUCCGGCAUAUGAUGAUGUACAGCAAAGCUUCUUCCUUGCUGAAACACUGAAGUAUUUGUAUCUGCUCUUCUCCAAUGAUGACCUUUUACCUUUAGACCACUGGGUGUUUAAUACAGAAGCCCACCCUCUGCCUGUGUUACAUUUAGCCAACACCACACUUUCAGGAAAUCCUGAUUUACGGUAAAAGCAGCUCAAGAGG